Messenger RNA from Drosophila yakuba, 624 nucleotides. Its product is annotated as MD-2-related lipid-recognition protein. The transcript has a single exon. Gene Ontology annotation, biological process: intracellular cholesterol transport. Lineage: Eukaryota; Metazoa; Arthropoda; Insecta; Diptera; Drosophilidae. The coding region runs from base 44 to 523 and encodes 159 amino acids. Gene Ontology annotation, molecular function: sterol binding. The record is from RefSeq and is a predicted model, not a curated record.
GUGCUGGAAGUGCCUGCAUUCCGUGUCUGGCUCUCGAUCCACCAUGUUGCGUCUCAGCUCGCUGCAGGCUAUCGCCAUCGCCAUCGUCCUGAUCUCGGCAUCCGCUUUCGCCGAGGUGGUCAACUUCGUGCCCUGUGCCGACAGCGUGGACACCUGUACCAUUCAGCAGGUGAGGGUUUCCCCCUGCCCCGAGGCCCUCUCCAAUGCGGCAUGCCACAUCCGGCGCAAGCACAACAGCGAGAUGAGCUUCGACUUCACGCCCAACUUCGAUGCCGACACCCUGAAAGCCAGCUUGGGUUGGGCAAAGAGCGAGAACGUGGAGCUGCCCCUGCUCACCAUGGACCGCGAGGCCUGCAAGUACACCACCUGUCCUGUGAGAGCCGGAGUGAAGCAGACCUACACCACCCAGGUGCCCAUCGAGGCCAAGUUCCCCCUGAGUCCCUACACCAUCCGUUGGGCUCUGAAGGAUCCGGUUUCGCAGAAGCGCUGCUGCUUCACCAUUGACAUCAAGGUGGUGCGCUGAUCGCUUUGAUUUGUGUUAUCGCCGCAUGUGCACUUAAUUAAAUAGUGAAAUUAACCUUUUUUCCCAUAUAAAAUAAAUUACCGCGACGUUUAAAUGAUGUA